AAUUUCCAAAAUUUCAAUAAACGUGUGACGUCCAUCAUCCCGAGUUUUAACUGUGACUCACUUUCACAUGCUAUUACGUCAAUAAUAUAUCACUUAAAGCUCCUCUUAAACUAUUACAUUCUUUUUAUUCCAUAAAAACUAUAAAAAAAAAUAUAACUAAUCCAGCAAUUAGUUAAAUAUUUGAUGAAGAUAUAAACAAUUUAAUUACCUUCGAGACGUACAAUUUUCACAAAAUAAAUUGCAUUAAUUUUUACGUCGAUCUAGCUCAAUGGAUUAAUAAAUUUUGAGAAUUGACUAAGUUAACAAUCUAAUUAUCAGGUAAUUCUAUGAAUAAUUUAGGUUAGGACAGUUAACAUUUACAAAAACGAAAAUAUACCUCAAGAGAAAUGUGACAGUUAUCAAAAAUACUCAUGAUGUAAAACUCGCUUUACACUAUAUCAAGGUCAUUUUGCAAAUACAAUAACCUUAUAUUCUGGAAAUUUCUCUAUACUCGUUCAUUUAAAGUGAAGAUUUCACGUGGUGUAGAUCUGUGAUCUACGUUUAUACUUUUUUAUCAAAAAAGUAUCUUUAGUAAUAAAGUUUAUUAAACAAAUACUAUGGGAGACGUAGAAAAGGGGAAGAAAGUAUUUAAACAAAGAUGUGAACAAUGCCAUACAGUAGAGGCAGGUGGUAAGCACAAAACUGGGCCUAAUCUACAUGGAUUGUUUAAUAGGAAAACUGGUCAAGCUCCUGGUUUUGCUUAUACAGAUGCCAAUAAAUCCAAAGGUAUCACUUGGUGUGAUGAAACAUUAUUUAUUUAUCUAGAAAAUCCCAAAAAAUAUAUUCCCGGUACAAAGAUGGUGUUUGCUGGAUUGAAGAAACAAAGUGAGAGGAAGGAUCUAAUUGCUUACCUAAAAGAAUCCACCAAAUAACACUAGAGUAAUUCAUCUGUUCAAACCAUUGCUUUAAACACCAAAGCAAUUGGUUUUAGGAAAUUGAAAUGGUGUUGCGUGUACCAUCUGAUCUGCGAUAUUAUAAGGACACAUUAGAUUUGCAAUUGAAGAUUCUGAAUUAAAAUAUUUAUAUUUUCGUAUUAAUUUAUUGAUGCACAAUAUGGUUUAUGAAACCUAAAAUAUUGCUAAAUAUUUUCUUAAUAAAUUUUAUAUUAAUAAGUGACAAUGUUUAUAACGAGAUUCAUUUAUAUUUUGCAUUUAUAUUUUGUAGCAUUUAUAAUUCCAGUAUUAUUUAGUCGUAAACUUCACAACAGUUGAAUUGCUAUUUUUAUAAAAUACAACUUGUGUUUUUGUCAAUUUGUGUCCAAAUAAAUUAUUUAUUACUA
Messenger RNA from Diorhabda sublineata, 1318 nucleotides. Its product is annotated as cytochrome c. The record is from RefSeq and is a predicted model, not a curated record. The transcript has 2 exons. Bases 597 to 911 code for a protein of 104 amino acids. Gene Ontology annotation, cellular component: mitochondrial intermembrane space. Gene Ontology annotation, biological process: mitochondrial electron transport, ubiquinol to cytochrome c; mitochondrial electron transport, cytochrome c to oxygen. NCBI's taxonomy places the organism in Eukaryota, Metazoa, Arthropoda, Insecta, Coleoptera, Chrysomelidae. Gene Ontology annotation, molecular function: electron transfer activity; heme binding.